AUGCCUCCUCCUCCUCCUCCUCUUCAUCUGUUGGAGUUCUGGGAGGAUCCAGCAGUCAUGAACCUGGAACCUCUCCCCCCUCAUCUUGGUUUUGGCAAGGUGAAAGAACCUGUCAAGAAGCCUGCCCCCUCUGAGAAACCUCUCAACAAAUCCAAAGACCUUGUCAUUUUUGAUGAGAAACUGGUGUUGCUUCAUUCUGAUGACUGGCAUCCACCUGUUGGCAUCAUUGACCUCACCAUCAAUCAUGGUCAUGGUAACAGGGAUGAAUGGGUGGGUAUUCAAGGGAGUGACAUGCCAGGUUUCUUUGGUAGCUAA
Dacryopinax primogenitus is the source of this 315-nucleotide messenger RNA. RefSeq lists its product as uncharacterized. Bases 1 to 315 code for a protein of 104 amino acids. The transcript is spliced from 2 exons. NCBI's taxonomy places the organism in Eukaryota, Fungi, Basidiomycota, Dacrymycetes, Dacrymycetales, Dacrymycetaceae. The record is from RefSeq and is a predicted model, not a curated record.